CUGCCGUGAUUGUGGAUGAGAGCUUUGUCCAGCUUGGUGGCUGCUCUUAGGGAUGGGGUUGGUGGGACUCCCAGGCGCACAGCUAGUGCUGUGUGGAGAGUCACUGGCACUGGGCAGACAGGAGGCGCCCAGGCAGCAGGAGUCGCAGGUGCCCAGCUGAGUCCGGCCCUGGGAAGUGGCAUUACGGACAGAGUGAGCAGAUGGGAGCAGGGUCAGCAUGGGGUGGUUUUUCAAGUCGGCGCGGUGCCGGUCCUCUCCAGAGACACCACGUCGGGGAAGAAGGGCCACCACUUGAGCCAGCUGAAGACCCCGCACAACCCGUUGGACUCCAGCGCCCCACUGAUGAAGAAGGGGAAGCAGAGGGAGGUCCCCAAGGCCAAGAAGCCAACCUCGUUGAAGAAGAUCAUUUUGAAAGAACGGCAGGAGAGAAAGCAACAGCGUCUUCAAGAAAAUGCUGGGAGCCCAGCUCCCGCCGGUGAGGCUGUGCUGGAUGGCGAGAGCGGUGGUGACGACGAGCCCUUCGAGCAGGCUGGACCCUCAGGGGCGCCGGAGGAGUCGCUGUCCCCUGCGCCCACGCUGGAGGGCAGGUCGGAAGAGCUGCCGAGAGCUGAGCUCCAGAAGGAGGUCGAGGGCUGCCACCUGGUCCCCAGCGGCGCCGGCUGCCCCAAGAUCCACAGCCGGAGAUUCCGGGAGUGAGUGACAUGGGGGCGUGCCUGCCGCGGAGACUGGGGCGGGGUGUGGUCACUCUGGUGUGUAGCGUGGGGCUGUCUCGUCCCAACGCGUGCAGGCCGCCAGGCUAGGCGCCGGCUUUCCUCCUCAUCAGAGCCCACGGCAGGGCCACCUUCUCUGCUUCCGCGUGGUCCUUGUCCUCACGUGCUGCCGGAGGCACCCUUCAGUCGAGCUGCGU
Molecule: messenger RNA, 907 nt
Organism: Ailuropoda melanoleuca (giant panda)
Lineage: Eukaryota; Metazoa; Chordata; Mammalia; Carnivora; Ursidae
Product: selenocysteine insertion sequence-binding protein 2-like
Exons: 4
Coding region: 16-696 (226 amino acids)
Biological process (GO): selenocysteine incorporation
Cellular component (GO): ribonucleoprotein complex; mitochondrion
Molecular function (GO): mRNA 3'-UTR binding; selenocysteine insertion sequence binding; ribonucleoprotein complex binding
Source: RefSeq, a predicted model, not a curated record